Molecule: messenger RNA, 1767 nt
Organism: Gavialis gangeticus (Gharial)
Lineage: Eukaryota; Metazoa; Chordata; Crocodylia; Gavialidae
Product: E3 ubiquitin/ISG15 ligase TRIM25-like
Exons: 6
Coding region: 48-1724 (558 amino acids)
Molecular function (GO): protein binding
Source: RefSeq, a predicted model, not a curated record
CGGACCUCUGGAUCUGGCGGUAGAGUCCCGUGGAGGCUUCUGGGAUCAUGAACAACACAAGCUUAUAUUUUCUCAAGGACAAAGUCAUGUGUCCCUUAUGCCUGGAGUUGUUCACGGACCCUGUCACCACAGCCUGCGGGCACAACUUCUGCAUGGACUGCCUGCAGAACUACUGGGACCACCAAGCCAUGAUCGGAGAGAGCCCCUACUGCCCGCAGUGCCAGGAGCCCUUCAGUUCAAGGCCUAGACUCUGCCAAAACAUCAACCUGGGAGAAAUAGCAAAGCUCGUCCAGGAGGUUCCAGCCAUGACCAAGCUUCCCCCAGCGGGUCCCAACAACAUCCCCUGCGAUUUCUGCUCCUCUGGGAAACUCAGGCCCAUCAACACCUGCCUCCAGCGCACACCCUCCUUGUGCGAGACCCACACCCAGCUAUACUACAAAGACAAAGUAUACAGGAGCCACCAGCUGCUGGAGCCCAUCAGUGACCUGAAAGCCAGGCUGUGCCUCAAGCACCACAAGCUGCAGAAACAGACCUGCCGGGCAGAGGGCGGCUUCCUCGGUCGCACCCGCCUCCAGGAGGGGCGCAGGGACCACGAGGCAGUCCCCUUGCAGGGGGAGAGAGCAACGAAGGCGGUGGAAACUGAGCAAAUACAAGUCAACAUGGAAAACCAGAUCAUCAUGAUGGCCUCCGACAAUCACAGACACAAGGGGAGGAUCAUCUACCUCAUGAGAGUGGUCAAGAGUGCACGAGAUGAGGUGAACCAGACCUUUGCAGAGAUUAUCAAGGAACUCAAGAUCAUGCAGGUGAAGGUGCUGGAGUUUUUGGACAAGGAGGAGAGAGCAGCUCUCGUCCAGAUGGGGAACUCCAUUCAGCAGAAUCAAGUGAAGCUGGCCGACCUCUGGAAGCAGAGCCUCUGGAUGACCGGCCUCCUGGAGAAUACAAGUGACCAGCAGUUCGUGCAGGAAUUCCCAAAACUGAAGCAGCUGGGAGCCUGCCCAGAGCCAGUGGUCAGCCUGAAGUGUGAGGAGUCCUCGAGUUUCACAGGCGUCAAGCAGAUGCUGAGUGAUUUGAAGGCCCAGCUAGCAGUGGUUGCUCUCCACUUCGUCAAUAAAAUCCUUAAGACAGGCAUCACCAUGCAGCCCUAUGAGGUGAUACCACCCAAUAUGGACAAGAAGACCCUCCUGAAGUACUAUUGCAACCUGAACUUUGACCCCAACACCGCCAGCGAAGAGCUGCUGUUGUUCAAGGAGACCCACUCAGUGCUGAACAUUGGCAUCAUGCUGGAGUCCUCCUCCGUGCCCUGCCAAGGGUUCAACCACUGGCCACAAGUCUUGUGCACCCAGAGUUUGUGCGGAGGCUGCCACUACUGGGAGGUUGAGGUCUCAGAUUCGUGGCUCUGCUUGGGAGCCACCUACAGCUAUGCGCACAGGACCGGGAAGAACUACAUCUACUUGAUAGGCAGGAACAGCACCUCGUGGUGCUUGGAGUGGGACUCGCUCAAAUUCUCCGUCUGGCACAACAACAUCCAGACAGUGGUGAAGGGCAGCUAUUACCAAACUGUCGGGAUCUUCCUAGACUACGCUGCUGGCUCCCUGACUUUCUACGGGGUCACCAACACCGUGAACCUCAUCUAUCACUUCCUGACCACGUUCACAGAACCACUGUACCCCGCUGCCAUGGUGAGCGGCGGAGGUUCACUUUUCCUGAGGCAGCACCCGAAGUAGGAGCAGAUUUGCUGCCUGGAGCUCACGGGGGCUCUUUGUUGCC